Molecule: messenger RNA, 246 nt
Organism: Paramecium sonneborni
Lineage: Eukaryota; Ciliophora; Oligohymenophorea; Peniculida; Parameciidae
Source: the annotation of a GenBank genome assembly
AUAGAAUAAUGGAAUAUUAAGUAAAUUAAGAGAUGUAGUUUUAUACAAUUUAGAAGUAGAUGAAAUAAGGAAGCAAAAGAAUAUUAGAUUAUAUAUUAAAUUUAUGGAGAAAUUAGAAGGUAAGAGAUGACAAUCAAUUAAAUUUGAAUGUGAGAAAUAAUAUAUUAAGAAUUAGAUACUUAGUAUUAGGCUUAAGAUAAUGAAUUUGAAUUUAAAGAAAUAGGUUAAUAAUUAUAGAAUAGAAAU